This is a messenger RNA of Macaca mulatta (Rhesus monkey), 4044 nucleotides long. Lineage: Eukaryota; Metazoa; Chordata; Mammalia; Primates; Cercopithecidae. The record is from RefSeq and is a predicted model, not a curated record.
GGUGAUCUGCCCAUCUUGGCCUCCCAAAGUGCUGGGAUUACAGGAGUGAGCCACCACACCCAACUCUAAGGGAAUGCAAUUGGGAGUCCAUUUUGUUCUUGGAGAAUUCAGGGUCUGGUAAAGGGACCCUAUGGCAAAUAUUAAGACCAUGGCAGGAAAGACGGAACGACAGAGCGGGAGCUGGGAAGGCGCAGCCCAGCCCUGGCAUGGACAGGGCAGGGGUCCAAGAGGCCUGCAGGACACUGCAGAGUAACUUGCAGACAGGGUGAGAAAGGGCAUGUGGGGGAGGGGCAGGCAGACAGCGCCUGAUGCAGGCAAUCCUGGGACCUGUGAGGCCCAGCUGUGAAGCCUCCCGCCGCGUUGGGGCACGGGGCUUCUGGGGACCAAAGUCUUGAAAAGGGGCCGGGAAGUUGGACAGGGAAAGCCCUUGGAGGUGGUCUGGUUACCUGGGUGAGCUAGGAGCCAGAGUCAUCACAUCACAGGCAUCAGGGCCAGCAUGGGCACCUAGAAGCCUGCAAACAGUGCCAGCCUCCAGGCACUGAGGUGGCCUUUAAUCUUGCACUCACUCUCUAGGAAAUGAUGGGGCAGUAUUCUGUGCUGAGAGAGGAAAAACACCCCCUUCCAAAAGCAUGACAGGCAGAAAGCAGAGAAGGGCCAGGACUGGCUGAGGGCGGGGAACUGGGCCUCUGGGGUGGACACACCCUUGGUCACAUUGCGAGGGUAGCUUAGUUGGCCAGUCCCACCACUGCAAUGACCACAGUUGUGUUGGGCUCACACCAGUGAACCAAGGCUCUGGAUUCUGAGAGUCUGAGGAUUCUGUGAAGAUCUCAGACUUGGGCUCACAGCAAGGAUGCGUGAAAUUGUCCAUAUUCAGAUUGGCCAGUGUGGCAACCAGAUCGGAGCCAAGUUCUGGGAGAUGAUUGGUGAGGAGCACGGGAUCGACUUGGCUGGGAGCGACCGCGGGGCCUCAGCCUUGCAGCUGGAGAGAAUCAGCGUGUACUACAAUGAAGCCUACGGUAGGAAAUAUGUGCCCCGAGCAGUCUUGGUGGACCUAGAACCUGGGACGAUGGACAGCAUUCGAUCUAGCAAAUUAGGAGCCCUCUUUCAACCUGACAGUUUUGUCCAUGGUAACUCUGGAGCUGGCAACAAUUGGGCCAAAGGCCAUUACACGGAGGGAGCCGAGCUGAUUGAGAACGUCCUGGAGGUAGUGAGGCACGAGAGUGAGAGCUGUGACUGCUUGCAGGGCUUCCAGAUCGUCCACUCCCUGGGCGGGGGCACAGGCUCCGGGAUGGGCACUCUGCUCAUGAACAAGAUGAGAGAGGAGUACCCGGACCGGAUCAUGAAUUCCUUCAGUGUCAUGCCUUCUCCCAAGGUGUCGGACACGGUGGUGGAGCCCUACAAUGCAGUUCUGUCUAUCCACCAGCUGAUUGAGAAUGCAGAUGCCUGUUUCUGCAUUGACAAUGAGGCCCUCUAUGACAUUUGCUUCCGUACCCUGAAGCUGACGACACCCACCUAUGGGGAUCUCAACCACCUGGUGUCCUUGACCAUGAGCGGCAUAACCACCUCCCUCCGGUUCCCGGGUCAGCUCAACGCAGACCUGCGCAAGCUGGCGGUGAACAUGGUCCCCUUCCCCCGCCUGCACUUCUUUAUACCUGGCUUUGCCCCACUCACAGCCCAGGGCAGCCAGCAGUACCGAGCCCUCUCCGUGGCCGAGCUCACCCAGCAGAUGUUUGACGCCCGCAAUACCAUGGCUGCCUGUGACCCCCGCCGUGGCCGCUACCUCACAGUGGCCUGCAUUUUCCGGGGCAAGAUGUCCACCAAGGAAGUGGACCAGCAACUGCUCUCCGUGCAGACCAGGAACAGCAGCUGUUUUGUGGAGUGGAUUCCCAACAAUGUCAAGGUGGCCGUCUGCGACAUCCCACCCCGGGGGCUGAGCAUGGCUGCCACCUUCAUUGGCAACAACACGGCCAUCCAAGAGAUCUUUAACAGGGUCUCUGAGCAUUUCUCAGCCAUGUUCAAGAGGAAAGCUUUUGUGCACUGGUAUACCAGCGAAGGGAUGGACAUCAACGAAUUUGGGGAAGCUGAAAGUAACAUCCAUGAUUUGGUAUCCGAGUACCAACAAUUUCAAGAUGCCAAAGCAGGUCUAGAGGAAGAUGAAGAGGUCAUGGAGGAGGCAGAAAUGAAGCCAGAAGAUAAGGGACAUUAACGGUGAGAGAAGCUGUGCCGUGGAGUCGCUUACAGAACAGUUUCACAUUAGACGAGUGUUUCUCCUGCAGCACUCCAAAACCUAUUCUGCACUGCAGCACAGUGAAUGAUACGCACUCAUCAUUAGCUUCGACACGGGGACUGCGGGAGACAGGUGGGGAACAGCUGACAGGCAUUAGGGUCUUUGCUGACAUUUACUAACCUUGAAGAGUUUGACAUUCAAUGCAUACUUAUUAGCUUAAAAAAAUAGCAAAUUUAUUGUAAAGUGCUCCCUUUGUUUCAAAGUGUUCACUGAGUAUUUUAUUACAUGCCCUGUGCCAGGCACCCAGACUACACAUGUGGAUUUGCAGGAAGCCACUGGAGUUGGUGUUAACAUUUUUAAACUUUAGCAGCACUGAUAAGCACCCUGGAAUCCUCACUUGGUAUCCGAGGGUUACUAAGACUCUUCCCUUAGGUUCUUUCCUUUGAGCAAACACUGCCUGCCGUCCUGCCUUCCUGUGCCUGCCAGCCUCCAGAAGAGCCAGGUGCCUGACUAGUACAUGGGGAGCUACAGAGCCAAGGUCAAUGUGAGUCAACAUCCACUAGAAAUAUCCAUGUUGUGUAGACCUGUGCACACACAUGCUAACUGGAAAAGAGGAAAAAAGAAAAGCCACAGUCCUCUCCACAAAAACACCUGGUCCAAACAUGAAAAACAAAAAGACAAGCAAAACUAAAGAACUGCAGUCCUCUGAUCUUUAUUUCUGAAGAGCUAGCCUUUAACAUAUACGUUUAUAUAGUUUAAAUUUCUUACUACUGUUAGAUCCCAGUAAUUCAUUAAUCAUCAUCCUUGGUUUUCCUUUUAGAGGCUAUUUUGAAAUGCUCUUUUCACUUUCAUUCAGCCAUCACCCCCCAAAAUGCUCUGCAGCCUCUCUGCUCUGAGAAACGGCACACCAUCCGCUCGGCAACAAUUCAAAUGCAGGAAUUAAGCAGCAAUGGCUGCAGUGUCCUUCUCAGUUACGGAGGACAUCGUCUCAUUAGAAAACUUUUACAGUUCAAAUUAAUUUGCAGAAGUUGCCAUAAAUGUCUGCAUAAUGACACAGCUUUAACCACUACAUGAUUUUAAUCUGCUCACAUUACAACAGGACCAAAUACACAAGAGCGUAAUCAAAUCAUCCGUAACUUCUUAAUUACAGUUUACCUAUUUCUGACAUGCAGCAUUGCCAUCUCUUCCAGUACCAUCAGGGUUUUAAUGGCCCUCUAGAAUUACCACUGAGAUGCACUAUUUGAUCCAUGGAUAACUGGUAAUGGGAAAAUGCUCCGACCCUCAAUGCAGUAAAUAUUUACUUGCCGGCAACUGGGUUCUCAUCUCUUGAUUUGCUUUUGUAAUUGGCAAUAAUAAAAUAGCAGGUGGAUGGAUGACAGUUGCUUAUUCUGAGAAACUUCACUCUUUUCACGUAUGCAUCAUGAGGAAAUACUAAAAUACAUACCAAGAGAAAAAAUACCUUGCCAUCGGAUCAUCAACAAGUCUUCUAUUUACAAACUUCAAAAAACACAACAAUCAUGUUUUAAAUGCUUUCUACUUGUGGUUCAAGAAGUACUAGAUUUAGUAAGAAACUCCACCUAUACACUUUGUUUGAAGUUAGUAACUUCCUGAGAUGCUAAAGACUUACAGCCUGCGAUUAUACAAGGAUUUACACAUGCUUCCUCUGGUGCUUUACUUCUAAAAUCUAAAAAGGCAAUGAAAUAGGUAUAAGGAGAGAGGGAUUUAAACCUUUUAAAAAACUUUUGCUGACUUAUAUUACUGUAAAGAUUUGUUUGCUCAAUAGUAAUCAUUAAAGUACAAAAUAAUUCAAUUUUAAA